UCAUCAGUCAGCCAGAGCGGGCGAUGAGUGAGCCUCCAUCCACUCACUCCCACGAUGAGCAGAAUAGUCAAUAGUAGCAGGAUGGCCGCCAGUCACGUGCGAGGCACGAUGCCUGCAAAAUCGCGACCGCGUCGUGUGGGGUCCCCACCCACUUCCGCUCUGCUCACGUGCCGUGCCCGUGUGCAUCGGGGAAAAAACAGCAGCAGGGGCCGAAUCGGAGCUCCGCCGCCGGCAGAUCUGCGCCGGCCGGUCUGCUCCGCCCAGCGGACAUGGACCGCGACGGCCGCCCGGGGUGGCUACCGUCGCUGGGCUUCGCCUUCCUCAGCUUCAACUGCGGGAUGGCCGUCUACCGCUCCUGGGACGACCCCUACGCCGUCGCCUUCGUCCUCGCCGCGUACGCCGCCCUCGUCCUCCUCUUCCGCUGCCUCCACCUUCUGGAGCGCCGCCGGGACCAGCGCCUCAAGCUCGCCGUCUGGGGCCUCUCCACGCUCCUCACACUCAUGUUCUCGUACAAGAUCGCCGCCGUGAUGCCGCCCUGGGCCCAGCUGCUCGUCUGGGGCAUGGGGAUCCUCACCGUCGUUGCGGGAUUCUACGCCUUCUUCGUCGCCCGCCCGGAGGAGCCCUGACCCUUCGAUACCUGAUGAGCAUCACUCACCGCAUCGGUCUCAGUUAUCUUGUGUAGUACGUAUGUCUUUUUGCAGCAUGCCGAAGAAGUUGACGAACGUACCGAGAGGCGCGUAGCAAGACUCAUCACUCUUUUGAAUGCAAGAGUUGGUAGUAGAAUAAAGUAGGGGUUCCGUGUGUGUGUGCGUGUGGGAGAGAGAUCGUGAAAAACGGUUUGCAUCUAGCGGUGACCUCUUUACAUUGGUUUUUCCAGUGCCUGUUGCGGUUAGCUAUGUGUUACUAAUUGGAAUGGAUGCAAGUAAGUGAGGAUAGAGUCGUUCUAAACCCACUCUCCAAAUCACCCAUGCAUCAUCAUUUGAACAAGGUGCUCCAUAAAAAAUUGUUUGGGGCCUUAAUACAUGUUUUAGUUUCUUAGA
Molecule: messenger RNA, 1040 nt
Organism: Zea mays
Lineage: Eukaryota; Viridiplantae; Streptophyta; Magnoliopsida; Poales; Poaceae
Exons: 2
Coding region: 270-626 (118 amino acids)
Source: RefSeq, a predicted model, not a curated record